This is a messenger RNA of Protopterus annectens (West African lungfish), 619 nucleotides long. RefSeq names its product interleukin 23 receptor (gene IL23R). Lineage: Eukaryota; Metazoa; Chordata; Ceratodontiformes; Protopteridae. The record is from RefSeq and is a predicted model, not a curated record. Bases 122 to 619 code for a protein of 165 amino acids. The transcript has 4 exons.
GUUCCUCGUGUUCAUACAGGAAGAAAAGGAGAUACUGCAGGAAACACUCAACUCAAUUACUUGAGAAAGAAACACGAUCACUGCUCAUCUAAAGAUUCUCCAGUGUACUCUGAUGUAAAUAAUGAACCACAGAAGUCCGAAGGUCACUUUGGUUAUGCUGAUACUUUUCUUCUGCAUUUGUGAAGGUUGUAAUGUGCUUCAUUGUAAUGGGCAUGUCUGGGUUGAACCCGCCCAGUUUUUUCAUAUGGGCACCGAUAUUUCAAUAAACUGCAAGUCUUCUAUAGAGAACUGCCGCCGUAAAAAGUUCAGUAUGGUAUUAGAUGGAACAGCAGUGACUGAGAAUUUGCAUAUUGUUAAUGAAAGUACAGUACAACUUCGACUUCAUCGAUUCAUGAAGCCUUGUUCAACGGUUGUCUGUUUUGUGACGUGUGGCAAUGAAGAGAAAGACCAUUUAGUCAAUGGAAAAGAUUUCUCUCCUGGAUGGACCAACCGUGGAAUUCAGAAACAUUUUGCAUGUCAUGGCAAGCAGUUUUGCAUGAACAACAAUCGCAUGCAGGUUGUGAGUUAUUCAGAGAGGCACUCUAAGUGUAAGGGAGUAAGCCUUGCUAGGUUUGCAUAG